Messenger RNA from Schistosoma margrebowiei, 11992 nucleotides. The record is from the annotation of a GenBank genome assembly. NCBI's taxonomy places the organism in Eukaryota, Metazoa, Platyhelminthes, Trematoda, Strigeidida, Schistosomatidae.
AGAAGCGUGUUAGGGAUUUCAGGGUCACGGCGCCAACUUCAGUGCUUAAUGCUAACGUACGAUGGGUUCACAGAGGAUUUUGUACAAAACGUGAUAAUUGAGCGGCUAUAACAAAUAAAACGGCGAGACUAUAAUUUGUGAACGAAUCAAUCAGAUCAUUUAAUCAAAUGGAUGACCUAAAAGCAUUGCUUGAUGCAGAGCAGGAGAAAGUGACUAAGUUGAAAGCUCUUGUGGUGAAAGAGAGAAAAGUUAACACGAAAAUCAAAUCAGAAUUGGAAUAUCUGAAGUCACUGCAUGCCAGAACUCAUCAAGAAAGUAGUGGAACCGUUGAAAAAUUUGAUAAAUCGUGUUGUACUUCUGAAUUUUCAAAUGAAUCUACCUGUAUGAAUAAGGCACUAACAUCAGAGCUUGUAAGUACAUCGGUAGAAAACGCUGUAGAUAAUGGACAUAAAAAGAAUUUUCGUGUGUCAACCAACGAUAUUGAUGAUAAGACAACUGAAUCUGUAACUAGAAUUCCUGUUUGUACAAUUUCAGCCUCUUCUUCUUGUGAGACGUCCUCUAAGGAUUCAUUGCAGAGUUCUGACAAACAUAUACAUGUACCCUGUUUAAAUGAAACAACUCUAGUUCCUGUUAACUGUCUAUGCGCUGAAACACAAGUAGACAACUUAAAUAAUUUUGAUGGUAAGGAUUCACCAUUGUUACAACAGUUUAACACUGCAUUACAGUCAUUAAAGCUCAACAGCAGAAAUAAUCUAUCAAAAGAUGAAUUAAAAUUAGUAUUUACUGAAUGUAACAAAUUAUUAGAAGGGAUCGAUCUCUGUUCAACUGAUAAUUAUCAUGUACCUUUUAAUCAUUCCUCAUCGAAAAGUGAAAUAAUAAAGCUAGAAAAGUUUUGUCAAACUCUACCAAUAGAUUUAAAUCAAUAUUUUCACUCAUUAAAACAGUCUUUUACCAAACAAAAAGAACAAAAUUCUCGCGAUAACAAACUUUCAAAUGAAUUAAAACAUGUUCAUUCAGAUGAAGUGUGUGACGAAGAAUUACAUAUUUUAGAGCAAAGAGUAAAUGAGUUAAAACAUAGUGUUGAAUAUGCUGAAUCUUCAUUUAAUCAACUAUCAAAUAAGCUUACUUCAGUUACUCAUAUAAAUGAAGUGUAUAAUGCUAAAUUAUUACAAUUACAAACAAAAUAUAAUGAUAAUUCAUUAGAUAUGACACAAUCAUUUGUUAAGCUGAAUAGUUUAUUAUAUGAUUCUUUUUUAUUGCCGUUGAUUAAAUACCAUCAAGAAGUAAACAACAACAAACAAUGUAAUUUGAAUGUGGAUUAUUUUAUUUGUGAUAAUUUUCAAGAUGAUACUGUUAAUAAAGUUACAAAGAGUUUAAGCGAUUUCCUUGAUGAAUUGAAACAAAUUAUUAAACACUAUUACACAUUCAAUAAUAAGUGUAUUACAUCGUCCGAUGCAUGCAUUCUGACUGACUAUAAUGAAAUAAAUAUUGAACAAGAAAAACUGCUGUUGGAUAAAUUGAAAAGUACAGAAUCUGAAUUAAUUAAUGCGAAUGAAAAGAUUCUAAUCUCUGAGAAUCUAAUUUCAGAUCUAAAAAGUCAACUAAAAAAUUCUGAUGAAAAACUACAUCGUAUGAAAAAUCUUUUAGUUAAAGUUAAAUUAGAUGCAACUGAACAACAGAAGAAACUUUCAGAAUUCCAAAAAAGUCAAUCUGUAAAUGUUGAAAAUAAUCAAGAAUUGAAUCGUCUGACUGAAAAAUUGUCUAAUACUGAAAAGGAGAAAGAAAAUUUGGCGUGUAAUCUGACGCAAUUGCGUAGUGAAUUAGCUCAACAACAUGUCUUAUGCGAAAAUCUCCAAAAUGAUAAAUGUUUAGCACUGGAUCGACUUCAAAAGCUACAAAACGAAUAUAAUGCAUACAAAGUCAAGGCUCAACUUGCUCUAUGUAACGUACGCACUUUAACCAAUGAGGUGAACACAACAGAUACUAAUAAUAGUCCUAGUUGUGAAGGGGUGAAUACUAACCAAUCUGAUAUCGAAAGCAGAUCAUUUUAUUAUUCAAAUGAAUUAGAAUCUAUGAAACACAAUCUUUUUGACGUACAAAAUCGUAUGAAAGAGGCUGAAUUGCAUGCGUCCUUAGCACAAUCAGAAUGUGAUUUGUUGAAGAAAGAAUUGAUCGAAGUUAAAACAAGACACACUGAACUGUUAUGCCAAUCUCAAAAACAAAAGCAAUCCUUAGAGGACCAACUAAUGUCGAUAACUCAACAAUGUGAAAAUCGUCUUUCUGCUGAACUUAAAGAACUAGAACAAAAGUAUACUAGUCAACUACAUCAUUAUGAAGAACGACUUAUGCUGCAAACUCAAAAAUAUGAAAGUGAAUUACGUCAAGAAAGAGAAUUAUGGGAGACAAAAUUAGCCAGUAUCAUUCACACAAACCAUUCACCCACUCAAAACUCGUACAGGUACGAACAGGCCUAUGGUCAUCGACGGAAUUUCUCAAUACCUGAUAAUUUGAAUCCUCUAAGCGUAAGUGUUCUGGUCCUCCAGUACUAUUUGGUAACAAACAUUAUAACUUGACAUUAAAUAUGGUAAAUAGCUUUUCACUAGUAAUCUCAGUUCAUAGUAUACCUCUGUCAAGAAUAUACAUCAUUGUUGGUGUAUUUUCUGUUUCGACAACUUAUAAUGUUACUGUUUGAUGUUGAUUUCAUACAUACUUCUUUGAUCCAUCGUUUAUUCUUGCUAUUUAUAUCAGUUAUCUUUUCCGUGCUAGUUUGUGGUAGCUCACUGACAUAUAGCUUUGUCUGUCUUUGUUACUGAGAGUUAAAAAGCAGUUUAAUGUUAUUUUAAGUAUUCAAAAUUUUUAUGCUACUUAUACUAAUGUGUGUGCUACUAAUGUAUCAUCAAUCGAAAGUGAAAUGGCUGGCGGCAGAAAGUUAAGAAGAUCGAAUAAACGAGAUUGAUUGGUGUGGAAAUGAAAGAACAAUUAAGUCUGAGACGGUUGAUAGACAUUUUGCGAUUGAAGUAUUUACUAUAUGGUUCUCAGAUUUUACUAAGACGUUUUAUAAUUUUGUAUUCGAAUGCUUUCGAUUGUCUCAAAUUGUGCUCUCUUUCAUUACAUCAAGAGAACAGAAGUAUAUCAACACAAGGUGCAAAACAGAAGUAAAUCAAUAGUAUAUCUUACAAUAUCCAUUUUUCAUAGGUUUUGGAAUAUAGGGAAAUAUGUUGUUUGGUAGAAUACUAAUCAGGAGUCUUGUGUCUAUGACUUAAUUUCGUCGACUGCCAUCUUUAAAAGAACUAAAGCGGAUUCAUAAUUAAAAUGUUUACAUAAUGUAUUCUACUAGUGCUUCGUUAUUUUAAAGCCUCGUAUCUUUGAAAAAAGUAAGAUAUAUUUGGCAACUUUUGUACAUAUUAACGACACCUUAUCUAGUUGUUACAUUCAUUCCAAAAAGCCAUCAUCCAUGUUACGGUGCGAGAAUUAAAAACGACUUAUGAAAUAAACCUUUAGAUAGUCUCAAGUAAACCACAUCUUUGAACAAUGGCGAAUAGAUUAGUUAGUUUAGAUGAAUCUCUCCACACCAAUAAAUACGGUUUGAAUAGGUGAUAAAUAAACGCAUUUGUUUCUGAAUAUCUACUCGUUUAAUAAACUUUACUCACUCUAAUUCCGCUGUCAUUGUCAAAACUUCUAUGUUCAACACAUCAAACUGUUUGAAAAGAGCAGGAAAUUGGUCAGUUUUGUGGCAUUAUCGUAUCUAUUUAUUACUGUAUUGUUUCGAAGCAGUGGCUUUUAAUCAGAACACUCGAAUUUAAACUAGUUACUUGUACGUUGAAAUAGCGUUCCAUGUACUUCAGUUUAAAGCGGUCGAUAAUAUCACUAAACUAGAUUUUUGCGUUGUGCGGUGCUAGGAUCACUCCACUGCCAACACUAGUAGGUCACCAUCCACCGUCAACUUUGCCGGUCUAGACUCCUGCUGCGACGCCUCCUGCCAGUCCGCUGGACUGUCAACAUCUGUAACCAACCGCUCCGUUACGGCCCCUCACUCCAUUUUGCCGUCUGCAUUAUCUAUGUUGGUAUACACUGCCUUUUCCCUGCCUCCCGGAAGCGUCUCCAGCACCACCGUAUUCACUUUGGGCUCCCCAACUCCCACCAACCCCUCGACAUCUGCACACUUCUUCAGGAAAUUCUGUACAUCCCUUUCCUUAGACUUCCAUGGUUACAGAAUCUUCAUUCUACGUAGAAACAGCGACACCAAUUGUAAAGGAUGAAAACGUGGACAGGCGAAAACUAGUUAUACCAUCCAAAAUUACACACUGCAGAAUAUGAAACCAAUACAUUAAAUACCGUUUGCAUAUCGUCCUUGAGUUAUCCCCCACAAAUUCCAUCAUUGUGUCGUUCAUGUUGUUACUCCGAUUACUCUCUGCUUCUGUUUUCUUGUUUUCCUUUUGUGCCAGUAGGAAUUCGAUUUUUAAACCCUGCUACAUACUACUUAUAUCUAUCCGUAUAAGUAGCAUACAUCGCAGUACUAUUAAAAAUGUGUGGGGAACUAGAGGAAUAGUGUAAUGAUCAUGAUAACUAGCAGCUACAAGUCGAAUAUUAGUCGGAUUGUAGAGCACAUAUACUAAUGAGAGCAUAGAAGCAACUCAUAUAUUACUAUAAUUCACAGUAGAGUUCUGCAACAAUUAGGACUAAAAUUAAGCAAAUGUUGCAGACCUGUCUGAUUCAGUGCAUUACAUCAAUCCUUUAUAGUUAGAUCACUGUUUUAAGAAAUUCCAUGAUUAUGUUCCGUUCCUGUAAUUGUGUAAGAUGAGGAACUUAGUUGCGUUCAUGUCAAAUAAUAUAAAAGAACCAGUUUUUCAUGAAUUUUUUUUCAGGCGAACUCGCAACAUAAAAGAGUUCAAGGAGAUGGAGCCGAUAAUUCCAUGAUUUCCUCCGUGGAAUCUGAUACAGAAUCAGAUCAUGCAGUUAGGAAUUGCUCUCUAAGUCACAGUGGCAGUGAGCAUUAUUCACUGGCAGAUGAAGAAAACUAUAAGAAGUCUGUACAUCGAGUGAGUUAUUCAUUGUAUUACAUCAUUGCAUAACUAAGUAACAGUUACAAAGUAUAAAAGUAGCUUGCUCUAUAGCUCAAGUUUUUCUGGAUUGAUAAGCUUCUCUCCUAAUCGGACAUAACCAACAUAAGAUGGCACCAGCUCAAAGGUAUCUAAAAAGAACAAUCGUUUACUAUUUUCUUCCUCGUAUGUACCAUGACAUUAUGUACGCUCUUGAGUUUACGUAGACAUACUACUCUGGCAAAUUGAUUGUAAUUGGAAAAACUAACCUCGUUAUUCCAUAUAGGCCUGAACAUUUCACAAACGAUUACAUCGCAUCCUGCUUCAUUUACCAGUUCACAUGUUUGUGUGGGUACACGUAAAUAGGGAGCAGUUAUCGAAUAAUACAAAUAAGGGUAUCCAGAUAGCUUCCGAAUCAAGAAGUCUCAAACGCUCCGAUAAACGUAAGAAUUAGAGGACUAUCAGAACGUAUCAAAACUUUAUUUAUUUAUUUGAAAACAUGAAUAUUGGUACAAGAGAGCGCCAAUAUAUAUGCGCCACACAAAACAAUGAAAAUUCGAAGAGGAAUAGAAAGAAAAAAAGCUAAGGAGCGCAAAAAAAAGAGAACAAUAACGAAGAGAUUGGUGUAAGGUAAUGUGCUAGUAAUCAGGGAACGCAAAGGUACAAUCGGAAGAAAUCUUUCAGGUAAGGGAGACACAACCACUUUUUAUGAAGAAAGUAAAAGAAGGUUACAGCAGGAUCGCCACUGACUUCUAUUCUCAGCCAUAUCUGAUAACGUCUCUAGCCACUGUGUAGCACCAUCUCUAGGACCCCAACCAGGGAGUCGUGAAGGACCAACACAAUCCAGUCCUUCGCAGCUUUCUUUCAUACCACGACACCAUGUCAUGCACUGACCACCUCUCCGCUUCUUCCAACCAGUCCUAGAGUCGGCAAAUAAUGCACGACGUGGAAUUCUCUGGGACGACAUUCGUAGAACAUGUCCAAGCCACCGAAGUCGGUGUUUCAAGAUGGUGACACCAAUUGAAUUAUCAUCUCUGUGCCCGAACACACGAUGCCGAACCUCUGCAUUACGGACAUGGUGUUGCCACUGAAUGUCAGCAUUCCUUCGGAGACAGCGAUGAUCGAACACAGAGAGUCGUCUAACGUCCUCAACUCGGAGAGGCCAGGUUUCACAAGCAUAGAGCAAGACUGCUCUCACCGACGCGUUGUAGAUCCGACCUUUUACAGCCAGAUUAACAUCACGAAGGCGCCAAAGGUGAUCCAGAUUGGCAUAAGCCGCUCUGGCUUUCACUAUACGUGCAUUGAUCUCAUCACUCACACCCCCACCAGCACUUAUGCAGCUACCCAGAUACACGAACUUCUCGACUACGUCUAUCUGCACACCAUCCAGGGUGAGUACAGGAUUGGAAUCCUACCAGUCUUGUAGAAGUACUUUGCACUUCGAAGGUGCAAAGCACAUACCAUACCUACAGACACUGAUUGCCAACUGAUUAAGUGCAGAUUGCAUGCCUUGGGCAUUAUCGCACAGUAAGACAAUAUCGUCCGCAUACUCAAGGUCGAGAAGUCUUUCUCCAGGCAACAGAUCCACACCACCAUUACUUACAUUCAUCAGAGCUGUUUCCAGAAUGUCAUCGAUGGCAAAGUUGAAGAGGAAUGGUGAGAUUGGGCAACCCUGCCUAACCCCACUACUCGAAUAGAACAAUGGAGAAAGGUGGUUGUAUGCCCUCACUCUGCCUGAGGUGUUUGUGUAUAGGGCUUUUAGGAUGUUGAAAUGUGUCAAAGAUUUCACAUUAACACAGCUUUUUAAACGUCGCAUAGGAAUUGCAAAGAACGGUUUCUCAGGUUUAUGGAAGCCUUGGCUAUCGGAUAAUUCAAACCCCGAUUUAUGUGUACAAAAACAAUUCUUCGUAAUGUUGAGCCUACUCCAAUAAUAUUUAAGACAUUUUACGGCCUGGGGUCGUGUGACAAACUCCUAUUAUUUUUUAUAUUAUGUUAAUUUGUAAUAAUGGGAGAGGAAUACAGGGGAUUUCAAUGCUAUUCCGUAUUUUUGUUUAUAUGAGAUUUUUCUACAUGUGAAAAGAAGUUUAAACAGUUUUAGAAUUUCAUAGUGUUUAAUAAACAUCAUUUUCCAGUAGACUAUUUACGAAGUUUAGACACUUAAAUAUACAACUUCAUUGCUUACCAUAGUUUCGUUAUCUAAUAUAAUUAAUCCGAAUAUUUUUCAUUUGAAGUUGUAAGAAUCCUAAAUGGAUGUGUAUAUUGAUUGUUGGUGGGGUUUAAAUUUACUAUCUAAGUAUUUAAAUAAGGAAUAUUUUUCCAUUCUUUUACUUUUCAUCUCGUUACAUUUUUCUCUUACGGUUCUUAUUUAAACGAUACUUAAACGUUUUUGUAUUUGGUUAUGCCUUGUCUGUAAUGGAGCUUUUAUCUAGUAAUUACUUUUUAUCCUAACAUUUGUUUACUUUUUAUUAUUUUUUCCUAAUAACUAGCUACUCUAUACCUAAUCAGUACACAAAAAUUGAAUUUAACGUUGUUGUUUUUUCAGACUUUGUCGCAUUUAUCGUCUAUUCUUUUUUUAUUCUUUCUGUCUAGGUUUUGGUAAACCAAUACACAUUAAGGUUCAGCUUUUACUUUUUAAUCAAUUUAUUUCCCUGUAAUUGUGCGAGAAAUGUUAUUAUAAAUAGUUUCAUUGGCUAACGAACAGUUAUCAAAAACUAUUAGUUAUCAAAACCAUUAUAUUUCCGUAUAUUGCAUUCACUAUCAUACAAAUGUUUAGCUAUGAACAGUAGCUUAGUUUUUCUAACACCAAAACCUUCAACCACAUGUCUGCAAAUUCAAAUACCCCCCCUUAUCUAUUUCCAACUUGGCAAUCGCGUAAUAUCACCUCUUGAGUUUCGACUGAACGAACACAGUGAUUCACAACUCACUUGUAAUACACCUAAUUAUUCUCUACCCUAGUUACCAGCAGUUGAUAUGACGAAUAAAUGCUCACUUUUGUUGAGUUAUUUUAUGUAACUUUAAGAAUCAGCUUAAAUCGAGUCAUGAAUUCAACCAUUAAGCUACUACAGUCUCCACAAACUUCCAUUCUGAUAAGAAUGCGAUUUAUUGGGCUAGAUUUAAAUUCUACAUUUGGUUGAGUAAUUCAAAAGUAGUUUUAAAAAAGCCGAUAUAAUCAUUGUAUUAGCAACGCCUAACAUAUCGUGUGGCUGGCCCCUAUUUGUUUAGUACAAUUACAGAUUGAUUGAUAUUGAGGUUUAGAUUGUAUAGUUUUCACGAUUAAUCUGACCAUGGUCAUUAUGCUUACAAUUAGCUGACAAAAUGAUAUAUAUAUAUAUAUAUCAUUCAACCGAUGGAAAUUAACCCAAACCAUUAUACAGUAACAAACUCAUACUUUAAGGCAAAAUAACAAAUUCACUAGUAACUUGACGAUUAUUUAUGAUUUUUUAUAUAUAUCGGGUUUGAUCUACUGUAAAACACAUUGGACUGUUUUUCGACCAAUUAUCUUUUUUUCAGAUCACCAUACCUACUUUGGAACAACUUCUUAAUCAUCCCAAUCAAUAUUCACCAUCUGAAAAUAUGUCAUCUCAGCAUUCUGUUAAAUCAUUUCAAGAAGUUCGUAAUGUUCAGCCUAAUCAAUUAGCUGGUUUACAGUCUGCUUUAACCAAUCAACAACGUCGAGUUGAAUAUCUUUCUGAAUUGUUAAGUGAAAGUGAAACAAAUGUAACUCGUUUAUUUGAGCAAAACAAAGUGAGUAUGGUAUUGCAUAUUAGAUAUUAUUGUUAUAUUCUAAAGAAUUAAUUAAUAUAACACAUUUUCAUCGGACAAAAAGUCGGGAAGGGUUCUUGGUAUUUGUAUGGUUGUUACACAUGAUUGAACUGUACUGUUCAUACUGUAAAAAGCUUGGAUGGUUUCUGGUUCUUAAAUGUGAAAUUGCCCUCUCAUAAAGUAUAUUUGUACUUGUAAAAUUAAUAUACGCUAAGUUUAUUUAUAUUCGAUACACAGAAGUAUUUUGUGUAAUAAAAAUGAUACUCAACAAUGUAAGUACUUCCAUUAAAAAAAUGCGAAUGCAAUAAUAAUCCCCACAGCAUAAUGUAGAAUUUGAUAAAUUUGGAAAACCGAUUGUAGGCUUCAAAUUUUGUCACUACGUGUGCUCUUCAUAUAAUUUUGACUGACACAAUUGUAGACUAAUUAACUUCACAGUUCUUUUCAUAUUGGCACUCUAUCUUGGUAUAAAUUACAGCUUUCUAUUACUGGAAUAGUUAACUCUAAGAAAUAUUAAAUUUUGUAAUUGAUUUGAGAUCAUAAAUACAUCUGUUCCAUCUAUUAGUUACGAUUUAAACUGUUUCAGUAUUUCACAUUUGGCAACUGCAUUCAUCCACUUUGUGGAUAUAAUUCAACCAGUCUAAAUUCACUACUAACAUUAAGCUUGUAUUGUAAUCAAAUCACUAACAGGUGGCUAACUAUUUCACAGUUUAUUACUUGAAAAUAUUCUCUACAUUUCAUUCAAGAUAAUAUCGUAGUAUUGAUCAAAUGAAAAAUUUACUGGUUUUCAUUUAGAAUGUAAAUGUAAGUCUUAACAGUCGAUUUCUGUGAAGUAUCUUGCAUUAUCUGUAAAAAAAAACCCGUUAUAUAUGGAUCUUCCAAAAGUAACAUCUCACAGCACUCGCAACAACUUUGUUGUCCUUCGAUCGAACAAAUGUUUUCACUGAAACUUAAAGGAUCAACAUUUUUCAAUUUGGCUGUUACUAUACAACCGUUUAGAACAAUUCCCAGAUAUAUACGAGGUGUUCUACUGUCUCCUCUAUUGUAAAUAAAGGUUCUCUCACUCCAAAUUGAGUCACUUGACUCGAACAGCUCAAACUACACAACUUUCAAAACCUUUGUCACUAUUGGGUAUGAGUAUAAUCACACAAUACAAUCUGUUUCUUGUCGAAAAUAAUUAUCAGUUCAUCAGCUGCGUGCGUAAAUUAUCAUAUGACUGGCUAAUAUGAUAAGACAACAUCUACGUGGUACUUUUAUAACACCAACUCAGCAAAUAGUUAAUUUUGACUGUUUGCUUUCAUCACUCAAUCCAGAGAAUAGUUUUUGGGAAUAAGAACGGUAUUGCAUAACACGAGAAAAUUUGACGCCAACUCACCGAUGAAAAAAUUGACCAUUUUUUCAGCAGUUGCCUUUGAAGAAGAGUGUUGGGCGUUAGCUGCUCAUCAAGUGAAUGUGUAUACUCCGCCCUUGAUGAUUCCAGUGUGGCAGUUGUCACUUAGCAGAUUCAUCAAAAGGAUAACUCAAAUAUUUUCCCCUUUUUUAGAGGAAAAUGUCAAGAUUGUUUUCAAGAACUUAAUCUAUCUAAAUUUACCCUUAGUUUAACGUGAAAGCAACGAUGAUAUCAACAGCUUCUUAACUAGUGAAUAUCUGCCUCAAUACUCAUCACAGUAGCUUCUGAACACAACAGAUCACUGAUAAAUUUUCGAUUGGUGGCGGUAGCAAUAACUAUAACGGAUAAAAACGUAACAUCACGGAGUUGUGACUGCAUAUAUGUAUUUGCGAUUGUACAGCUUUGAAAAUGAAUUCGCCGAAAAGAGAACUUUGGCUGUACUAAUUUUUCUUAUUUAAUGUCUUAAUGAGUGUAUUCCGUUGAUUACUUUUUACCAAAACGUUUACUAACCUUUGUAGAUAUGAAUCCUUUAGUGUUUUUAUGUAACUGCUUGAAAUCUGCUCUUCACGUAGUUAGAUACUAUAAUAACUUCACGGUUAUAUGCUAUAUAAUAGUAAUAAUGUAAUUUUUAAAUGAUGAAUGAGUUAACUUUGUAAUAAUGAUCAUCAAAAGAUUAAAUAUUUCAAUGUAGAAACUUGAAAGUGCUCAGCAACUAUCGGUUUGUAUUCCUAUGUGUUAUUUAUCUAAUAGAUUAACUAGGUGGAGGGAGAUAUGACAAUUGUUUAGAUUCAACUGUUAUGAAUUAAAGAAUUCCAAAUAUUCAAUGUAGGUCAGUUUGUAGACGAAAUUGGCCUUCAUAAAUAAAUCCAUAUUAUGACCAUUAAUUUACUCUAGAUUGCUUUUAUUCUCAAUAUUCUAUUAACUAAUAUCGAUUAUUGUUUCAAACAACUGUCAUGUUAACUAGUAAUUGACAAUUCACUAAUCAUUAUUAACUUCAACUAUAUAGCUGAUUUUUAUUUAAUUUAGGUGUUAAAAGAAGAAAUUCGACGUCUUGAAAAUAACUCCAAUCCAACAUUAAAAGUACAAUGUACAGAAAAUCAAGAUAUCUUGGAAUCGAACAACUCUCUUCAUAGUAACACUAGUGUACUUGUUGAACAUUUGAAAGACAUCUUACUGAAAGUUAUAACACUACCUAAACAAUCUUCAGAACGUAAUCAUCUCAUGCGUGCGUUGGCUACAUUUCUUUCUUUGAAAUCAGACGAGUUUAAAUUAUUAGAAGAGGGUUUAAAUCACAGUGUUACUUGUUCUACACCUAAUCAACAACAAAAUCUCUCUUCCAAUUGGAGUAGUUAUAUCUCUGCAGUUUGGCGUCAGUAAAGAACAAUAUUUAAGAAGGAAAGCGUGCAAUAUUGCUUUCAAAAUAACCUUCUGUGAUAAAUGUGUAUUCUUAGUGACAAAUUUUUAAUUUACUGGUUGUGUAAUAUCUCUCUAUCAGAAAAAUACUUAAAGAUCAAAUCAACUUGAAAUUUUUCAUUUAUGAUUUUGUAAUUGUGAUCAUUAUAGCGUUCUUUUUGUUAUAUCACAUCACUUUGAGUAACUCUGUUGCGUUAUUUUUUAAAGUUGAAAGCAGUUGGUGUGAUACAUUCUCUAUUUAUCUAAAUUAUUUUUCAUAUGUAUGCAUUAUUAUCUUAACAUUUUGAGAAAUGACAAGUGUUUUCUUCACUCUCACUCUUAAAAAUUGGUUUUUUCAAAAUUUGUGGAGCAUAAAUUCCUUAACGAAAAUAUAAUUACAUUAUGUUACACG